Molecule: messenger RNA, 1787 nt
Organism: Stomoxys calcitrans (stable fly)
Lineage: Eukaryota; Metazoa; Arthropoda; Insecta; Diptera; Muscidae
Gene: Hyls1
Exons: 3
Coding region: 539-1669 (376 amino acids)
Biological process (GO): cilium assembly
Cellular component (GO): centriole; non-motile cilium
Source: RefSeq, a predicted model, not a curated record
CGAAACGAUACGACGAUUACUACAAAACUGAUACUUUGCUCUGUUAAAUUCAAUAAUUUCAAUUAAAUUAAAACAAUUUCAAAGCAAAAAAGUUAAUAAACUUGUGCACUACAUACUGCUCUACACAAAUUUAAUGAAAUAGAAUGAACAGCGAAUACAUAUACAUACAAAAUUAGUGAAAACGUUCAACGUCCAAGUGGGAUUUUUCGCCCCUUACAAAUUUUGUGAACCACAAAAAAUAUUGUACGAGUUGUGUGUGUGACAUGGAAACCAUUUUAAAAAGUGAGACAGUGCUGUUGUUGAAACCCAUGAAAAGUAGAUUGAACAUUUCAAUAAAGUAUUGAGACAUUUUUCGUGCUUGUAAAAGACAAAGCAAAAGUGUUGUACAUAUUAAAAUUUUGCGAAUAAUUCGGAAAGAAAAGUUUCACAAAAUAGAAAUAACAAAAACAAGCUGCUGUAGUCGGAAUAGCAAGGAAAGGGACUUAACGAUAAAGCUUAGGCCAAAGAUCUACGAAAAUUGAUCAAAUAUGAGGAACAUAUGGGCGUAAAUACACACCAAGAUGAUUACUAUGAGAGUCUUUUUCGGAGAACAACGGCCAGCUUUAGAGCCAAACAUAAUAAAGAAAAUAUAAAAACGCGAGAAAGAGUUCCAACAAAUGAAAAUCAUUCAACAGCAAAAACUCGGAAACAGUCUCGCCAAGGACCUCAGAGACCCUUGCACGAAAGCAAUCGCAGCAAUGAUCAUACAGCAAGAUCUGAAACCAACACUGAAAGUCGAGGCUCCAAAGCUGCUUCCAAACAAGAGUAUGGCUUUCCCCCGGCAGCUAAUACGACCACCAUCAAGUCCAUGGUUGAGGAUAUGGUCGCUAAGAUUCUGGAGGAAAAGCUUUCCAACUCGACCGGAACUCCAGAGACAAUUGCAAGCAUGGGCUCGCGACCAAUGGCAACAGUGGUACAGGAUCUUGUCAACAAAAUUUUAAAAGAUAAACUUUAUGGACAAAACGAAUCUUCGCCUGGUUCUAGCAAACCUCUUAAUUCAGUAAUAGAAGAUAUAGUUAACGAAAAACUUAAAGAGAAACUUGCAACCUUACAAGCGAUGCCUGGAACAGCCGAAAAUCAAGUAAAUUGGCCCAACUUGCACAAAGACUUGACACAGAAUCUUAAAAUUUCUAAAGAUAAAACAGAUGCAAGUAAGACCCUAAACUCCCAAGCUAUCUUGACUGAGCUAUUGGCGAAAGAUGACAAACCCACGUCAUCGAAUAAGCAACGAUCAACUACGGGUCGUAGUCAAACGCCUGAAUGGGAAAGGCUAACUGAGAAUAACGCUAUUAAACGAAUGCCAAGGCCAAGAAGUAAUUUACCCGAGUGGCGAGGCAUUGAUAACGAAUCCAAAGAUCGUCCUUCCACCAGUCAAAGGACGAAACGUUCACAAAGUCCUGGGGCCUCAUCAAGCUGUCGUACCAGUUCCAGAUCUCUGGCUCCAAAGGGCACUAGUGUUCUGAUUCCUCGCUCAGGUUCCCGACCUCGAAAGCCCACUAAUUCGGAUCCCGUAGCAUUGUAUCAGUAUUAUAAAAACGAAUGGGACUAUUUUCGUCGCUACAUUCCAGGAGAGACUAAUCAUAAUCGUUUGCGCUGGCAUGUACGUCAACGAUUUUUGGAUCCAGAAUAAAACAAAAGGACUACAAAUACAAUUAUUUUUAAAUUUUUUGUAAUUGUCAAGUGUGAAAGUUAUGUAAAAGUGUAUGUCUUACAUCAUCUUAUAAAAGUUGAACUGUGUUUGUUUGUAA